Penicillium waksmanii is the source of this 933-nucleotide messenger RNA. Its product is annotated as alpha-hydroxy acid oxidase. Bases 1 to 933 code for a protein of 310 amino acids. The record is from RefSeq and is a predicted model, not a curated record. The transcript has a single exon. Lineage: Eukaryota; Fungi; Ascomycota; Eurotiomycetes; Eurotiales; Aspergillaceae. Gene Ontology annotation, molecular function: FMN binding; oxidoreductase activity.
AUGAGGGGCAUCGGUGCGCCAGACUUCUUCAAUUCCGGUGCAACCAACCAAGUCACCAUCCAUGAGAACUCCUCCUCAUACCAAAAAUAUCGGAUAUUGCCCCGUGUCUUGAAAGAUGUCUCCAAAGUCAACACUGCGAUCAGACUAUUCGAUCGAGACAUCACCUUCCCACUCUGCGUCUCGCCAGCCGGCCUCCAAAGCAUGGCCCAUGCAGACGGCGAACUCGCAACGAGCAGAGCAUGCGCCAAAGCAGGUGUCAACAUGGGAGUCUCCUCGUAUGCCAAUCACUCCGUAGAGCAGAUCACCGCUGCCGGAACCGAAGUCGGACCUAUCCACCACGUCAUGCAACUAUACUCAAUGACAGACCGUGAGAAAGAAGCGCGCAUCGUGCACCGCGCUGAGAAAGCCGGCUGCAAAGCGAUCUUCCUUACAGCGGAUAGUCCAGUUCUCGGUGUGCGGUUUAACGAAUGGCGGAAUGGAUUCAUACCCCCAGCCGGGCUGGACUACCCCAUGAUCGAGAAGACGUCGGAGCAGAUCCAGCAGCAAUCGCACGACGAUGGAUUCUCAUCUUUCAAUUCGGCUUCGCACUCCUGGGCUGAAGAGAUCCCCUGGUUACGCAGUGUCACGAAGAUGGAGAUUUGGAUCAAGGGUGUACUCACGCCUGAGGAUGUGGAGAUGGCUAUCCAGUAUGGAUGUGAUGGCGUUGUGAUUAGCAACCAUGGUGGACGGCAGUUGGAUGAGACACCAGCAACGAUUGAUGUUCUACCCGCCUGUGCGAAAGCUGCUCAAGGGCGCAUUCGCAUCCAUAUUGAUGGGGGCAUCCGGUCUGGGAGCGAUAUCUUCAAGGCUUUGGCAUUGGGGGCGGAGUGCUGCUGGGUUGGCCGUCCGAUGCUGUGGGGAUUGGCGGUAAGACUGAUCCUAUCUUUUCCGUGA